AAUAUAUUGCAAGAUAGAGUAAGGGAUUUUACAGAGAGAGAAGAAACGAUGAGAAAAUGAUUGAAAUAAUUACUUUCUAUUUUAUUUAAUCUUAUUCAAGAAGGACUGUUGAGGUGUCGCUUUCUUUAUAGGGCAUUUUAUUGCAGAGAGAGAGAGAGAGAGAGAGAGAGGUCAUUAGCUUCCCGUGGAACGAGAUCUUCGCCUGUGGGAGCUAAACGGUGGCUUGUCUUCGUUGUGAUUGCCGUUCGAGGGUGGAAUUUGAGGGUUUUCUCCUUAGAUUUGGCCCGGAUCUGGAGGAAUUCGAUUCAAAAGAGCUGGUUUUUAGGGUUUCGGAUGCGACUUGGAGCAGAUCUAGUUGAAGUCGAAGCAUUCGGCGGAGGGUUUCCUGCGGAAAUUGCAUUUUGCGAGAAAUCCAGUUUUCGGCCUUUUUUUUAGGCGUUUGGAGUUAGAUCUGAUUGGCAUUGAAGUGGUUUGCGGAAAACUAGCAGUAGAUCUGUAGGAGAUUUGAGCAUUUUUAUCCGUCGGAUCUGCCAAUGGAGGCAGAACAAGAGACAGCGCCGAAACCUUUGAAACACUUGAGUGGUCAGGUUUGCCAGAUCUGUGGCGAUGAUGUCGGCACAACCACAGACGGCGAGCUCUUUGUAGCCUGCAAUGUCUGUGCAUUCCCUGUCUGCAGACCCUGUUAUGAGUACGAGAGGAAAGAUGGGAAUCAGUCGUGCCCUCAGUGCAAGACCCGAUACAGGAGGCACAAAGGGAGCCCUCCUGUUCGUGGUGACGAAAUGGAGGGCGAAGCUGAUUAUGUGGCCAAUGAUUUCAAUUAUUCAUCCGGGAGUCAAAACCAGAAGCAGAAGAUUGCCGAACGCAUGCUGAGCUGGAAAAUGAGCUAUGGUCGAGCAGAAGAUGUCGGGGCAGCCCCAAAAUAUGAUGGUGAUGAAGUUCCUCUGAAUCAUAUUCCUUUGCUCACUAAUGGCCAGCUUUCGGGAGAAUUGCCAGCAGCAUCUCCUGACCGUCUUACCAUGCCAUCUCCUGGUGGUGGUGGAGGAAAGCGUGUGCAUCCGCUCCCUUAUGCAGAAUCUAAUAUUAGGGUUGUAGAUCCAGCAAGAGAAUUUGGUUCUCAAGGAUUUGGAAAUGUUGCUUGGAAAGAGAGAGUUGAUGGCUGGAAAAUGAAGCAGGAGAAGAACGUGGCACCCUUGAGCACUGGAGGUCAUGGCACUUCAGAAGGCAGGGGAGCUGGAGAUAUUGAUGCUAGUACGGACAUCAAUAUGGAUGACUCUUUAUUGAAUGAUGAAGCCCGUCAGCCUCUCUCAAGGAAGGUGUCUCUUCCUUCAUCCAAGAUAAACCCCUAUAGGAUGGUCAUUGUUUUGCGGCUUAUUAUCCUCUGCAUUUUCUUUCAUUACCGGAUAACCAACCCUGUCCGCAAUGCUUAUGCUUUGUGGUUGCUUUCUGUGAUAUGUGAGAUAUGGUUUGCAAUAUCUUGGAUAUUGGAUCAGUUCCCUAAGUGGCUUCCGGUAAACCGUGAGACAUAUCUUGACAGGCUUGCUCUAAGAUAUGACCGAGAAGGGGAACCAUCUCAGUUGGCUGCUGUGGACAUUUUUGUCAGUACCGUUGACCCUUUAAAGGAGCCCCCUCUUGUCACAGCCAAUACUGUUCUGUCGAUUCUUGCGGUGGACUACCCAGUUGAUAAGGUCUCUUGCUAUGUCUCUGACGAUGGAGCAGCUAUGUUGACAUUUGAAGCUUUGUCUGAAACUUCAGAAUUUGCAAGGAAAUGGGUCCCUUUCUGCAAGAAAUACGCCAUCGAACCCCGAGCUCCAGAAUGGUACUUUGCACAGAAGAUUGACUACUUGAAAGAUAAAGUUCAUCCUUCAUUUGUCAAAGAUCGCAGAGCUAUGAAGAGAGAAUAUGAAGAAUUUAAAGUUCGUGUCAAUGGGCUUGUUGCCAAGGCACAGAAAAUUCCUGAUGAGGGAUGGAUCAUGCAAGAUGGCACACCAUGGCCUGGGAAUAACACUAGGGAUCAUCCGGGAAUGAUUCAGGUCUUCUUGGGCCACAGUGGUGGGCUUGACAGUGAGGGCAAUGAGCUACCACGGUUAGUCUAUGUUUCUCGUGAGAAACGCCCAGGCUUCCAACAUCACAAGAAGGCUGGUGCAAUGAAUGCACUUGUCCGUGUAUCAGCAGUCCUUACCAAUGGAUCCUACAUGCUGAAUCUUGACUGUGAUCACUACAUAAACAAUAGCAAGGCAUUGCGGGAAGCAAUGUGUUUCCUCAUGGACCCAAACCUUGGCAAACAUGUUUGUUACGUUCAAUUUCCACAGAGAUUUGAUGGUAUCGAUAGGAGCGAUCGAUAUGCCAACCGCAAUACUGUGUUCUUUGAUAUCAAUUUAAGAGGUCUAGAUGGCAUCCAAGGUCCUGUUUAUGUGGGUACAGGAUGUGUCUUCAACAGAACUGCUUUAUAUGGCUAUGAACCUCCUCUCAAGCAAAAGCAUAGUAAACUAGGUUUCUUCUCUUCCUUAUGUGGCGGAUCACGAAAGAAAACAUCAAAAUCAAAUAAAAAGAGCUCGGACAAGAAGAAAUCAAGCAAGCAUGUGGACUCUACCGUGCCUAUAUUCAACCUGGAAGAUAUAGAAGAGGGGGUCGAGGGUGCUGGAUUUGAUGAUGAAAAGUCACUGCUCAUGUCACAGAUGAGCUUGGAGAAAAGGUUUGGCCAGUCAACUGUCUUUGUUGCCUCUACCCUCAUGGAACAUGGUGGUGUUCCUCAGUCAGCCACUCCAGAGUCUCUUCUAAAAGAAGCUAUCCAUGUUAUCAGCUGUGGAUAUGAGGACAAGACAGACUGGGGAAGUGAGAUAGGAUGGAUUUACGGUUCUGUUACAGAAGAUAUUCUUACUGGAUUCAAGAUGCAUGCCCGUGGUUGGCGAUCAAUCUACUGCAUGCCCCCUCGUCCAGCUUUCAAAGGAUCUGCUCCUAUUAACCUCUCGGAUCGUCUGAACCAAGUGCUUCGAUGGGCUCUGGGUUCUGUUGAAAUUCUUCUAAGUCGGCAUUGCCCUAUGUGGUAUGGGUAUGGAGGAAGGUUGAAAUGGCUGGAGAGAUUUGCAUACAUCAACACCACCAUUUACCCAAUCACUUCAAUUCCUCUUGUCAUCUAUUGUACAUUGCCUGCUGUCUGUCUACUGACUGGAAAGUUCAUUAUUCCACAGAUUAGCAAUUUCGCCAGCAUUUGGUUCAUUUCUCUCUUCCUUUCCAUCUUUGCUACUGGUAUAUUGGAGAUGAGGUGGAGUGGUGUUGGGAUUGAAGAGUGGUGGAGGAAUGAACAGUUCUGGGUCAUUGGAGGUGUGUCAGCUCAUCUCUUUGCCGUUUUCCAAGGCUUGCUGAAAGUCCUCGCUGGUAUUGACACGAACUUCACGGUCACCUCCAAGGCGUCGGACGAAGAUGGUGAUUUUGCUGAGCUUUACAUGUUCAAAUGGACAACCCUGCUGAUACCACCAACCACCCUUCUCAUAAUCAACCUUGUGGGUGUGGUCGCCGGGAUCUCCUACGCCAUCAACAGCGGGUACCAAUCAUGGGGUCCGCUUUUCGGGAAGCUCUUCUUUGCCUUCUGGGUGAUUGUCCACCUCUAUCCAUUCCUUAAGGGUUUGAUGGGCCGUCAGAACCGGACACCGACCAUCGUGGUCGUUUGGUCAAUCCUACUGGCCUCAAUCUUCUCCUUGUUAUGGGUUCGGAUUGACCCGUUCACCACACGAGUGACUGGCCCAGAUGUUCAACAAUGUGGGAUCAACUGCUAGAAGAAGUUUAUCAAAAGAAGAGCAGCAAUCAUAUAGCAUUGAAAGAAAUGAGUGAAGAUAUGAUUUGGCUCAUGAACUAAAGGUAUGGGCUCUUUUUCAGCCUUUUGUGUUUUUUCUUUUUUUCUUUUUUUGUUCUAUCACUGUGUUGGGAAAAUACCAUUGUCAAGUGUAUGUAGAUAGGAGGAUGCUUUUCUAUUGUCUCAUAAAUUAUCAUUACUAUUCUUUUGUGGAACCAAAUGGAAUUUGGGGCU
Magnolia sinica is the source of this 4024-nucleotide messenger RNA. Its product is annotated as probable cellulose synthase A catalytic subunit 8 [UDP-forming]. Gene Ontology annotation, cellular component: plasma membrane; trans-Golgi network. The record is from RefSeq and is a predicted model, not a curated record. Gene Ontology annotation, molecular function: cellulose synthase (UDP-forming) activity. NCBI's taxonomy places the organism in Eukaryota, Viridiplantae, Streptophyta, Magnoliopsida, Magnoliales, Magnoliaceae. The transcript has 14 exons. Gene Ontology annotation, biological process: plant-type primary cell wall biogenesis; cellulose biosynthetic process. The coding region runs from base 534 to 3773 and encodes 1079 amino acids.